Molecule: messenger RNA, 1218 nt
Organism: Apodemus sylvaticus (European woodmouse)
Lineage: Eukaryota; Metazoa; Chordata; Mammalia; Rodentia; Muridae
Gene: Lgals4
Product: galectin 4
Exons: 10
Coding region: 61-1035 (324 amino acids)
Molecular function (GO): carbohydrate binding
Source: RefSeq, a predicted model, not a curated record
CAGCCACCACUUCCCACACAUCUCUUCUCUCUGGACAAGCUAUCAACCCGGACUCUCAAGAUGGCCUAUGUCCCAGCACCAGGCUACCAGCCCACCUACAAUCCGACUCUGCCAUACAAGAGGCCCAUCCCGGGUGGCCUCAGUGUUGGGAUGUCCAUUUACAUCCAAGGAGUGGCCAAAGAGCACAUGAAGCGGUUCCACGUGAACUUCGCUGUGGGGCAGGAUGAGGGGGCGGAUAUUGCUUUCCACUUCAAUCCGCGCUUUGAUGGCUGGGACAAGGUGGUCUUCAACACCAUGCAAAACGGGCAGUGGGGCAAAGAGGAGAAGAAGAAGAGCAUGCCUUUCCACAAGGGCAGCCACUUCGAGCUGGUGUUCAUGGUCCUGGCGGAGCACUACAAGGUCGUGGUCAAUGGCAAUCCCUUCUAUGAAUACGGGCACCGGUUGCCCCUACAGAUGGUCACCCACCUGCAAGUGGACGGAGACCUGGAGCUUCAGUCAAUCAACUUCCUUGGCGGCCAACCCACGGCAGCCCCACAUCCGGGACCCAUGACUAUCCCAGCUUACCCUAGUCAUGGGCACAACCCUCCACAGAUGAACAGCUUGCCUGUCAUGGCAGGACCCCCAGUGUUCAACCCGCCUGUGCCAUAUGUGGGGACUCUGCAUGGGGGCCUUACAGCCCGAAGAACCAUCAUAAUCAAGGGAUAUAUACUUCCUACAGCCAAGAACUUUGCCAUCAACUUCAAGGUGGGAUCGUCCGGAGACAUAGCUUUUCACCUGAACCCCCGCAUAGGCGACAGUGUGGUUCGCAACAGCUAUGUGAAUGGCUCUUGGGGCUCUGAGGAGAGGAAGGUGGCCUACAACCCAUUUGGCCCUGGGCAGUUCUUUGAUCUGUCAAUCCGCUGCGGCACGGAUCGCUUCAAGGUGUUUGCCAACGGGCAGCACCUUUUCGACUUCUCACAUCGGUUCCAAGCCUUCCAAAGGAUAGACCUGCUGGAGAUCAAAGGUGACAUCACCUUGUCCUACGUCCAGAUCUGAGCUCCUCCUGGGAACGGAAGCAGAAAGACCCAAGUUCCAUCUAAGCCUCUAAUAAAAUGUUAAAGGGGUCUUGUGUGUGUGUGUGUGUGUGUGUGUAUGUGCGUGCGCACAUGUGCACAUGCACACGUGUGCGUGAUAUUCACCUCUACCAUGUCUCCUGUGGCCCCGGCUCUCCCAUCUUGC